Molecule: messenger RNA, 1161 nt
Organism: Daphnia pulex (common water flea)
Lineage: Eukaryota; Metazoa; Arthropoda; Branchiopoda; Diplostraca; Daphniidae
Exons: 2
Coding region: 1-1161 (386 amino acids)
Molecular function (GO): catalytic activity
Source: RefSeq, a predicted model, not a curated record
AUGGGCUCUUGCAUCUUUCGCGAUGCUCGAGUCAAACGUCCAACCCCUCGGGGUGUCCGAAGCGGGAAGGCGGCGAAGAGGGCGAGAGCCGAGAAAAAGUUUGUGCCUUUUGCCCUGAUCAACGCCAGAUCACUAAACAAGCGAACGAAUGUCAUCUCCCAUCAUCUCAUCACCCAAAACAUUGGCCUACUGGCCGUGACAGAAACUUGGCUGAACUCGGAUAGUGGUGACGGUGACUUAUUGAACGUCUGCCCGGCUGGUUACUCUGCUGUGCAUUCUUCCAAGCUCACAAAGCGUGGCGGCGGCCUUGCUCUUUUUCACCGCGAUUCCAUCCGCGCGGAAGUGGUUGCAACGAGAUUCUUCCGCAAUUCAUUUGAGCAUAUGGUCGUCCUACUGCGUCUCAACAGUAUUUGUAUUCGCCUCGUCAUCCUGAUUGUUGUUUCGGGUGGCAAGCUUCUCAUCGUAGGUGACUUCAAUAUACACACUGAUGUAGGAGCUAAUCCCACGGCCAUCAAAUUUCAAUCCAUCCUUCACCUAUCCGGCCUCUCUCAGCACGUUCACGGUCCAACUCAUCUCGAUGGUCACUCGCUCGAAUUGGUCAUUUCUCGUAAAUCUGACAAUGUCGUAACUGAUUGUUCAGUCUCUUACCUGAUUUGCGACCACUUCGCCGUCCAUACUUUCGUCAAAGCUUGCGGUAUUCCUCGUCCACGUAAGAAGAUUACCUAUCGGGAGCUUCACAACAUCAACGAGGAGAAUUUUCUCUCUAAAAUGCUCGCUCUUCCACUUUUCACAGCUUCGGCGCCCGACAUCAGUGAUCUUCUCAUCCAGUACAACGAUGGCCUGUCAUCGCUGCUUGAUGCUUAUGCACCUGUGCGGACAAAAAUGGUAACAGUCAGACCUUCUAACCCAUGGUUGACUCAAGAGGUGAUGGAUAAGAGACGCAAUGCGAGAGCACGUGAACGGUGGUGGAGAGAUCGAAAGAAGAAGGGCACCUCGCUCGAAUCAGAUCGUUACCUGGUGAGACACUGCAACAAGGAGAAGCGCAGAGUUCUGGAUAGCGUGAAAGCGGCCCACCUAAAUCAAGAAAUCAAUAAAGCACUCGGAAAGAAAUCGCUCUUCAAGGUGGUUGAUUCCUUUCUCAUCAAGAAACCGGGCCUUUAA